UAGAAUUCACUUACUGGUCAAAUGGUCAUUGAUCAGAUGGUCCGACUCAAUCACAGCAGCGUUGUCUGAUCUCUUUACUGCAGUAUUUCACAGUACAGUGUGGUUUAAUGUUAUCUGACGCGGAGUGAGUAUGGACGGAUCUAUCAGAACUCGGAUUAAAAGUCUCCUGCGCUCUCCGUCCAUCAGACUGAGAAAGAGUCGCUCGCGCGUGAGCUUGUCCAGUCAGGUGACUCUGGAGAGAGUUGUGGGCAUCACAGCUUCAGGUAACAGCAGUUUAACCUGUGACCCCUGUUCAGGAACUGUGGCCUACCCGGCCGGAUGUGUUGUGGUGUUGCUGAACCCUUCCAAAAACAGUAAAGAGCAUCUCAUCAAUUCAUCCAGGAAAACGAUUACAGCCGUGUCUUUCUCUUCAGAUGGGAAAUAUCUGGUGACCGGAGAGAGCGGUCAUCUGCCUGCUGUGCGUGUUUGGGAUGUGGAGUGCGGGACACAGGUGGCCGAAUUACAGGAGCACAAAUACGGUGUGUCCUGUGUGACGUUUUCCCCUAACACUAAAUACAUCGUGAGCGUGGGCUCCCAGCAUGACAUGAGCGUCAACCUGUGGGUCUGGAAGAGAAACACACUGGUGGCCACUAACAAGGUGUCCAGUAAUGUGACGGCAGUGGCCUUCUCCGAUGACAGCUCUUAUUUUGUCACGGCUGGAAACCGACACGUCCGAUUCUGGUACCUGGAACCUUCUCGCUCUAACAAGCUGUCGUCAACCGUCCCUCUGAUGGGCCGCUCGGGUCUCCUCGGUGAACUUCAGAACAAUUUCUUUUGUGAUGUGGCAUGUGGCCGCGGGCUGAAGUCAGACAGCACGUUCUGUGUCACCUCAUCAGGUCUGCUGUGUGAGUUUAAUGACAGGAGAGUUCUGGAGAAAUGGGUUCAUCUGCAGACCACCUCAGCGGCGUCUCUGUCUGUGUCGGGGGAUCUGAUCUUCUGCGCGUGUGCAAACGGAACCCUGCGAGUCUUCAGUUCGUCUGAUCUGAGCUUCAUCUGCACGCUGCCACGCCCACAUCACCUGGGUGUCCACAUCACAACUGUUACUCAGACAAGGAAUCCUGAUUUUCAGUAUCCAGACUCUGUGGCCGUGACCUAUGACCAUGUGAACGGCUGGCUGUCGUGUGUGUAUGAUGAUCACAGCUUGUACAUCUGGGACACGAGAGAUCUGCAGAGAGUUCUCAAAGUUCAUUCUGCUCUCUAUCAUUCUGACGGCGUCUGGGAUCUGCAGAUGUUUCCUAAAGACACACACGACUCCAGAUCUCUGCCUGGUUCCUCUGGAAUGUUCUUCAGCUGUUCGUCAGACAGCACUGUGCGAUUGUGGAGAUCAGACAACAUAUUCAACACGUCCAGCAGUAACUUAUUCAGCAGAGACCUUCAUGAAGUCAUCUACAUGAAUGACAACAGCGACGCUCUGCUGGAUGUUGAGGGAACUGCAGUCAGUAGCUCAGAGAAAACAGACGGGCUGUCGUCAGAGAGAAGAAACGCUGUCAGAAGCAUCUGUGUGAGUCCCGAUGGCCGACACCUGGCGUCAGGGGACAGAAGUGGAAUUCUCAGGGUUCAUGACCUGACCUGUUUGAAGGAGAUCCUCAAAGCUGAUGUACAUGAUUCUGAGAUUGUGUGUCUGGAAUACUCCAAACCUCACACAGGCAUGAAUCUUCUGGUGACGGCGAGUCGAGAUCGUUUGAUUCAUGUGCUGGAUGUUGAUAAAGAUUAUAGUCUACUUCAGACCCUGGACGAACACUCUUCAUCUGUCACUGCUGUGCACUUCACUGUCAGUGAUGGAGAAGUGAAGCUGAUCAGUUGUGGAGCAGACAAGAGUUUGUACUUUCACACCGCUUACAGAACCACCAGAGGGACAGAGUUUCUGCGGACGCGUCAUGUGGUUCACAAAACAACAUUCUGUGACAUGACCAUUGACCCCAGCGGGCGGUACGCAGUCGUGGGCUGUCAGGACAGAAGUGUCAGAGUGUUGAACAUCAGCAGUGGGAAACAGAAGAAAUCUUAUAAAGGAUCUGAGAGAGAUGAAGGCCACGUGCUCAAGAUUGAGAUGGAUCCGUCUGGUGUGUAUGUGGCUGUCAGCUGUUCUGAUAAGACCAUCAGUCUCUUUGACUUCAGGACAGGAGAGUGUUUAGCAACGAUGUUCGGUCAUUCAGAAAUCAUCGGCAGUCUGAUGUUCACAGACGACUGUAAAUAUCUGAUCUCAGCCUCAGGUGACAGUUGUAUCUUUGUGUGGCGACUGGCUCCUGAACUGACCAUGAACAUGAGAGAACGUCUGUUUCAGCGCAAACGCCGUCAGACUGUUCAAAACACUUCCUUCAGACGCUCGUCUGGUUUUACAUUAAACGUCACAAGCUGCUACCCUGAGAGUGAAAGAGAUGAAGAGGAAGAGGAUGAAGAACAUGAAAGCCAUCAGAAGAGCUGUCAGCAUCAGUCUGAGAGAAGUGUUGAAGAAGAGCCACGUGCUUGUGUGGAAUGGAACACAGUGAAGGAUUGUGAAGUUCCCCCUCAGCCGAGGAGACGCUGGUCCAGUCGUGUGGGCUCUCUGGAGCUGAUGGUGAAGUCUAUGUUGGAGCUUCGACAGCUGGAUUCUCUGUCUAAAGGCCGAUCUCUGAACAGAGACUUUACAGGAGGACUCCAGCAGCGGAGCAGCACCUCCAGUCUGAAGGACGGGAGUAAGAAGCAGCGAGUGCGACCUCAUUCGGCCUGGCUCGCCCCGGCCUCUACACCUGAACCUGAGGGUGUUGUGCUGUAUUCAGAGGAGUGGCCCAACAGAAUCACUUCACAACAUCUUCACACUCCUGCAGAGGUGUGUCACAGUCUGUCCAGUGGAUUCUGUGUGGGGUACUGCAGCGCUGAAGCUGGUCCAGAUCAACACCAGCACGAUUCAGAUGAACGCUCUGAUGGCAACCACACUGACAGACAGCAGAUCUCUCAGGACGUCUCCAGGAAACAUCAGAUGGUGUCAGGCCGCAGUGAAGCAGGCAUUCAGAACAGACCUGAAGGCGCCUCCACAAGUUUCCACGCACAGAGGUCCAGUCGCAGGACCAGCGCCGCCACCACCAGACCCCCGAUUGACAAAAAUUAUUCUGGAAGCAGUGUGCAAGACGUCAGAGAGCCCGUGAUGAGGUCAUCGCCACAGAGAAACCAUCCUUACCUGAGCCAAAGGAUCAAACAUCCUGUGGCACUCCAGAAAUCUGCUUCAGUUCACAAUCUGAGCACAGACGCACGAAGGUCACUAACACCAACACGUGUGCGAAGAGAAGUGCUGAAGACUGAGUCCAGAGCCCCCCCUCAUCACAUGACCGAGUCUUGGGAAUGUCCAAACCUGAAGAGGAUUUCUAGAGCUCACUCCUACAUGAGCCCCACCACCAGCUCCACGGCCAAAAUCAGCCGCUCUGUGUCUAUAGGUGAUUUGAAGUCCACUUCCUGUGAGAGCUUGUGCUCGUCCACCACCAAUCCAGGUGAAGGAAAGCCCUCAUUUAAAGCAGCUGUGUGUCCGAGGAUGAGCAGUCCGUUUGCUGAGUGGCCCAGCAAAGGUGCCUCAACCCACUUCCACAAAGACUCUUCUGGUAAGUACACAAGCACUGAUCUGGGGUCAGUGAGGACUGCCGGCGAUCCGGAAGCUGUGACCAACCACCACCACAUGUUUUCAGACGCACCUCAGCGGGAGCGCCCUCAAGUGGCCGUCAAAGCCUUCUCUGUACAGUCUGACGCUCCUGCGGUUCAAGAAGUGUCCGUGAGUUUGGAGGAGUGCAGACGGGCUGCUGCUGAACUGCGCACAAGUCUACAAAGAAGCACACAACUCUACAGAACGCUGUUGUCGAGCUCUGCUGAGGGUUGUGUUCAGCAGCAGAAGAUCUUGUGGGACGCUCUGCUCUCUGUGGGUUCUGAACUGGAUUCACUUCGUGCUUCUGGAGUGGGGAUGAUGAUGAUGAUGACGGAGGAGGAUGGAAAGAUGCCGCUGACGUUACUGGAACAAUAUUCAGAACUUCAGCUGCAGUCUGUAGAGAAGAGACUCCAGCACAACAUGUAGUUGUGUGUCAUGUUCUCCAUGUUUCGCCUGUUUUUAGAGCCAAUCAUCAGAAUGAGAGAUUUUAUAUCAAGUUUUAUUUUGCACAUUUCUGAAUGAAUUUAUUUCUGAAACAUUUGAUGUCAUUGACUUGAUUGAUGAAUAUUACUGACAAAAGAAUUGUGUUGAUUUGAUUUCUGUUGUGUUUGUUUUAUUGUCAGUUGACAUGUGUUUGUGUUGUGGAAUACAUGUUGUCAUACGACUGUCAUGAUUUAUGCUUAUGUUUUUUAUGUCUAAUGAACGUGGACACCUUGGUCACUCAUUUCUUUUUAUAUAUUUAUCUAUGGACAUCUUAUUUAUUUGUCUGUUUUUAUUUAUAUUUCAAGGUGAUUGUGUUGCGUGUCAGAAGUUCUCUCACAGAUUUCUUGCACAAUAAACUGAAAUGCGACAAGA
This is a messenger RNA of Triplophysa dalaica, 4501 nucleotides long. RefSeq names its product mitogen-activated protein kinase-binding protein 1-like. The record is from RefSeq and is a predicted model, not a curated record. The transcript is spliced from 29 exons. Lineage: Eukaryota; Metazoa; Chordata; Actinopteri; Cypriniformes; Nemacheilidae. Gene Ontology annotation, molecular function: protein binding. Bases 131 to 4072 code for a protein of 1313 amino acids.